AUGUUAAACAACGACGCAGGGUGGGAUUUCAACCGAGAGAUCGUCCAAAUGAGCUACGGAGAAGGUGGCGAAGACUCGUGGUUCGAGAGCGUCCCGGCGUUACCAGAAGAGUGGGACGGUCCCGUUGCACGUUGGUUGAAAGAGUACGUGCCCUACGACAGCACAGAGGAGGAGCUUGACAUGAUUGUGGGGAUUGCUGUGAACGAUGGAGCCAUGGAGUUCGCAGAGUUUCUGAUGCCUGCGGACCGAGAGAUUUUGGAAUAUAUCCACGAGAUGGCCAAGCCUGAAGCAGUCGAGUGGGUGCUGGAGAGGGAGGACGUGAGGAAGAACCAAGACUUUGGAGCGUAUGGAAUUGUCAUGGCAGCUUCGCAUGGCAACUUGGAUCUCAUGCAGCGACUGGCUCGGAUUAGAAACAAGAGACGGAAAAUAUCGCGCUGGCCGAGAGAGUGGAAGUUUUCCAUUGCAUUGGCAUGUAGCCGUGGCAACUUUGAGAUGGUCAAGUGGAUGAUGGAGCACCCGUUAGGUGCUGGCUUGAAAGAUCACUUCGUGUUCGACGGUCUUCUAGAUGAUGCGGCAAAAAGUGGAAACGCUGAACUGGUGGGUUAUCUCUUGGAUCAAGGCUGUGAUGAUACCAGCGCCCAUGCUCUUAGAAACGCAGCGGCAGAGGGUCAUUUAGAGUGCAUGAAAGUGCUACUCGAACGCUGCUCAACGUGCAUGUAUAGUGAACGCAAACCUGUCGAGACCGCAGUAGUUGAAGCUGCACAGAAUGGUCACCUGAAAAUUCUCCAGCUCUUGCACGUCCGAGAUCCACCGUUGAUGCAUCCAUGCACAGAACAAGGCACGACAUCUUCGAAGCGGAGGAAGAUUGAGCACAAGAAUAUUUGGUGGGCUCGAUCCAUUGAAGCUUUCAACGCUGCGGCGGGUAAAGGGCACCUAGAAGUGGUGAGAUGGCUACAUGCCAACAGAUACCGAGGGUGGACCACCGAUGCUAUGGACGACGCUGCUGGCAAUGGUCAUUUCGAAAUGGUGAAAUGGCUACAUGGCAAUACCAAAGUUAAAUGUACAAAGAGAGCGAUGGACGACGCUGCUAGAAAUGGCCAUUUGGAGCUUUUGAAGUGGCUACAGACCAAUCGCUCGGAAGGAUGUACCCAUCGAGCUUUCAGCCAUGCCGUCAACAACGGACACUUGCGAGUGGCCUUCUGGCUUCGUUUCAAGUGUGUGACUCCCCCUCCACCGAAUAAUCGAUUCUGGCUUUGCUCGAAAACCCAGUUCGACGUGCUUUUAUUUCUACGAAUGAACUGUCCCGACAUCUUCACGACUCAAUUUUGUCAAGAAGCGAAGUACGAUUAUUCAGGCGACGCGGCCAGGCCAGGCGAUUACCUGAUUGAAGAAUGGCUAAACGACCAUUACUCAGGGUACCCUACCGAGGAGGAAUAG
This is a messenger RNA of Phytophthora infestans T30-4, 1437 nucleotides long. RefSeq lists its product as uncharacterized. The coding region runs from base 1 to 1437 and encodes 478 amino acids. Lineage: Eukaryota; Oomycota; Peronosporomycetes; Peronosporales; Peronosporaceae. The record is from RefSeq and is a predicted model, not a curated record. The transcript is spliced from 2 exons. Gene Ontology annotation, molecular function: protein binding.